Messenger RNA from Betta splendens (Siamese fighting fish), 2974 nucleotides. It is a transcript of the gene ppp4r4, whose product is annotated as protein phosphatase 4, regulatory subunit 4. The record is from RefSeq and is a predicted model, not a curated record. Lineage: Eukaryota; Metazoa; Chordata; Actinopteri; Anabantiformes; Osphronemidae. Bases 36 to 2798 code for a protein of 920 amino acids. Gene Ontology annotation, molecular function: protein phosphatase regulator activity. The transcript is spliced from 25 exons. Gene Ontology annotation, cellular component: cytosol; protein serine/threonine phosphatase complex.
UUCUUCUCCCAAUAAGCACAGCCCGAACCGAGCAGAUGUUCUCCAGCCGGAUGAACCCGUCCAGCCUUCUGUACGGAACGUUGGAAGAGAUGCACGAGCUGGCAUUCAUCGAGAGGCCGAUCCGCAGGAGUCUUAAGACGGCCGAGGAGAUAGAUCAGCUGACUGUGGAUGAGGAUCUCAACGACAUUGAGAGAGCCGUUUACCUGCUCAGUGUGGGUCAGGAGGUCCAACGGGCCAGUGUUAUCAGUAACCUACCAAGUCUGGUCCGCCAGAAUCCCGCGGAGACAUUUCGUCGGGUAGUGCCAAAAGUCCGCGACAUCCUGAAUGGAUCUGGAGCGGAAAUCCAACUUGCUGCUGCAGCAUCAUUUUUAACCAUCUUGCAGGAUGACAUCAUCCUGAUCCACACCCACACGUACUCCAUUUUGAAAACUGUCCUUCUGCACCUGAACCACAGAGACACAGUGGUCAGCAACGCUUGGCUGGAGACUCUGCUGUCAGCCAUCAACACUUUACCCAAGGAAACAAUAAAACAGGAGGUGCUGAACCCCCUCCUGUACCAGUCUCAGCUGUCUCACUCUCUUCAGGCUCGUUUGGCCAGUUGUCGAAUUUUAGGAAAAGUUUCUUGCAAACUUGAUUCUCACAUAGUGAAGAAGGAGCUGCUGCCAUUGGCUCGUUCUCUUUGUCAGGAUGUGGAGUUUGAAGUCCGUGCAUCUAUGUGUCGCCAGCUUGAGACCAUCGUCAGGGCUACUGGGGUGGAAGAUGUAAGGGCGGAGAUAUUUUCUGACCUGAUAGAGCUUGCUGCUGAUGAGGAGAGCAGUGUCCGCCUGGCUGCCUUUGACACCAUCAUCAACCUGAUGGAGCUGAUGGAUAGUGAUGACAGGCUCCAUGUGGUGGUUCCUCUAGUCAUGUCAGUGUGUGAUGAGUCAGCGCAAAUGGAUGAAACUGUUGUGGCAUCUCUGUCAUUUCAGUUUGGGAAGCUGUGCAGUGGACUAGCAGACUCGUUAUCAGAUGAGCAGAAGCGAAAUUUGCUCCAGAGGUUUAAGAUGCUGUGCAAUGCCGGUUUGCAGGCUGAAGGAAAUGAACCCGAUGACAACAAUGAGGCGACACUAAUCCGCUGCAACUGUUGCUACAAUUUGCCAGCCAUGGUGGUGUUUGUUGAGCCAACACACUUCCUGUCUGAGCUUUACCCAUCUGUCUCCGGUCUCUGCUGUGACCCAGAUGUCAGCGUUCGACGAAGUGCUGCAGCGAGUUUUUACCAGGUGGUGAAGCUGCUCAGUCCAAAUGUUCAGGUGGUCCACAAAGAACUGCUGGCUCUGCUGCAGGAUGAUGCUCUGGAGGUUUUGGAUGCUUUGAUGAAUCACCUGGAGGAAACUUUGGAGUUGAUUAUAUCCAGAGGGGAGAACCUGACGCAGGACAACAAGUUCCCCGAGCUGCUGUCAGCAUUGUUGUUGGCAGAACAGAAAGUUGGAUGUUCUUUGCGUUGGAGGCUCCAUGAAAAGCUUCUGCAGCGGUACAAUUGCCUGGCCCGACUGCUGCCCGGUGAACUGCUGCACCAGAACUUCUCCCCCCGCAUAUUCACCAUCCUCACCACCAAUAAAGUGUUGCCAGUUCAGAAGGAGGCGGCUCGGACUUUCUGCAUAUUUCUCCGCUACAACCGCAAACCGGAACAACGUCAGGAAAUGAUGGGGCGACUGCUUGAAGGUCUGGCUCAAGGUCGGAGCUACUGGAAUCGGCUCAGGUUUCUUGAUGUUUGUGAAAUGGCCACUGAGAUUUUCUCUAGAAAAUAUUUUAACAAGCAUUUCUUGAUCCCAGCACUGGAGCUGGUCCAUGAUCCUGUUGCCAAUGUCAGGUACAAGCUCUGUCAGCUGUUGCCCAGGUUUCGUUUAUCACUCCAUCUGCCAGCUGAUAAACAGCUGCUGCAGCAGCUGGAUUUCUGCGUCCAGAAACUUUUAUGUAAAGAGAAAGACAAGGAUGUGGUGGCAACCAUCCGCAAGACAGUCUUGGAACUGGACAAACUGGACCUCACAGAGCCUUUUCAGAAGCGGCAGGAAAGAGAUCUACUCGACCAGAAGAAAGAAAAGGAGGAGACUCUCCUUCUGGAGAUGGAGCAGCUGGAGCGCCAGCAGAGUGAAGGGAAGCUGAACUCUGAUAAACACACUGAGAAGAAACGAAAAGACAGUAAAACUACUUUGUCUGCAACCAAAUCCAUGUCUGUUUCCUCCUCUGGAGCCACAUUAUCGUCCUCUGGUAAAGAGAUCCGGAAGGCUAAGCUGUCGCGUAGUCGGUCUCUCAGCAGUCAGCCGACCACAUCCAAGCCAUCCAACUCAGACCGGCCUCUGAAGGUGAAGGAGCUGAGCAGUUCUUCAGCACUGGGAAAGUCACCUGUGCUACAGAACAAAGAAGACUGUCUAAGAACUACACACUUUACCAUGUCAACCCAGUCCACCUCGUCCAUGCCAGUCCUGAUCCGUUGCAACACCACAAGUCUGCUUGAUAGGUCAAGUAACUUGGAUCACAGAAGCAGCACUACAGAUCACAGGACCAGCAUCUUAGACCAGAGAGACCACAGAACAAGUAAUGUGGACCACAGAAGCAAUAUGAUGGAGCAAAGAACCACUACCUUGGACCAUAGGGACCACAAAACUAGUACCUUGGACCAUAGAGACCACAGAACCAGUACCUUGGACCAGCGAAGUAAAACAAUGGAGCGAGUCUGCGGGGUUAAAGACAGCCAGUCGAGAAAACUGUCAAUAAACAGGAAAUCGAACUCUUACAGUGUCCAAUCAGAAAGAGACUGAAGAUGAUGAUGUCAUACCUCCGCCAUCAGUCAAUCAGGGAGCAGUUUCAGGACAUUACCCAGAAUGCAUCAGAACAUCAUCGCUGCCUUACAGCAACCAGACUCCUGUUUGUUUCUACUGAGCACUGUGUGGUGAUUCAUCCCUUCACCUAAAUCAAUAAACUCCACGCAAAUAAA